This is a messenger RNA of Trichechus manatus latirostris (Florida manatee), 1692 nucleotides long. Its product is annotated as intercellular adhesion molecule 5. Gene Ontology annotation, molecular function: integrin binding. The record is from RefSeq and is a predicted model, not a curated record. The transcript has 7 exons. Gene Ontology annotation, cellular component: plasma membrane. Lineage: Eukaryota; Metazoa; Chordata; Mammalia; Sirenia; Trichechidae. Gene Ontology annotation, biological process: cell-cell adhesion. The coding region runs from base 1 to 1638 and encodes 545 amino acids.
AUGCUUCUCUUUGGUACUUGGGCCCUGCUGGCCUUGAUCCUUUGCCCAGGGGCCACAGAAGAGCUAUUUGAGGUCUCUGUUUGGCCAGAUCAGGCCCUGGUGGAGUUUGGACAGUCCCUUGUGGUCAACUGCAGCACCACCUGUCCAGACCCGGGACCCAGUGGAAUUGAGACCUUCUUAAAGAAAACCCAGGUGGGCAAAGGGCCUCAGUGGAAGGAGUUUCUCCUGGAGGAUAUCGCAGAGAAUUCCAUUCUUCAGUGCUUCUUUUCAUGCUCAGGGAUCCAAAAGGAAAUGAGCCUGGGCAUCUCCGUGUAUCAGCCACCAGAGCACGUGAUCCUGGAGCUGCAGCCUGCGUGGGUGGCUGUGGAUGAAGCCUUUACAGUGAAGUGCCACGUGCCCAAUGUAGCACCCCUGGAGAACCUCACCCUUACGCUUCUCCAGGGCAACCGAGAAUUACAUAGAAAGAACUUCGUGAGCUUGGCUAUGGCUGUCCAAAGAGCUGAGGUCGCCAUCAGUGUCAGAGCUCAAAGGGAGGAUGACAGGUGCAAUUUCUCCUGCCAUGCACAACUGGACUUGAGUUCACAAGGUGGAGGGCUCUUUCACAGCAGCUCAGCCAUCAUGGUGCUCCGGAUCUUCGAAUUCUCUCAGAGCCCCCAGAUCUGGGUCUCUCCACUGCUGGAGGUUGGGAUGGCAGAGAGUGUGAGCUGUGUGGUGGCUAGGGUGUUUCCAGCCAAAGAGGUAAUGUUCUACAUGUUGCUGGGAGACCAGGAGCUGAACCCCUUUCUCUCCUGGGAGGGAGACACAGCAUGGGCCAAUGCCACUGUUCGGGCCCUGGAGACUGGUGAUCAGGAGCUGUCCUGCCUUGUAUCUUUGGGUCCGAUGGAGCAGAAAACAAAGGAGCCAGUGUAUGUCUAUAGCUUCCCUCCACCAGUCCUGGAGAUAGAAGAAUCAUACCCCUCGGUGGGGACAGAUGUUAAUGUGACCUGUUCAGGACAUGUAUUAACAUCACCCAGCCCUACUCUGCGACUUCAGGGAGCCCCAGACCUCCCUGCCCCUGGGGAGCCUGCCUGGAUUUUAGUUACUGCGAGGGAGGAAGAUGAUGGCCGAAAUUUCUCCUGUGAGGCCUCCUUGGAGGUUCAGGGUCAGCAGUUGAUCAAAACCACUGCUAUCCAGCUGCAUGUCUUUUAUGAGCCACGGUUAGAGGAAUCUGGCUGUCCUGGCAACCAGACAUGGGUGGAAGGGACAGAGCAGAUGCUUGCCUGCAUCCCAAAGGGAAACCCGACUCCAAGCAUGGUGUGUACCAGGAAUGGGAUGAUUUUCAACCUUGAAGUCCCACAGACGGCAACCCAGAACCACACUGGAACCUACUGCUGCGUGGCCACUAACCAGCUGGGCUCUGUCAGCAAAGAUAUUGCUGUCAUUGUUCAAGGACUGGAUGAAGACCUCAGCUCUACUAUCUUCAUCAUUAUCAUUGUGGCCCUUGGAGUGGGUGUAGUCACCAUAGCACUGUAUUUGAACUAUCGGCCCUGCAAAAUAGAGAGAAGGAAGUUGCCCUAUAGACAGAAAGAGAACAGCAAAGAGGAGGAAAGCCAACUUGAUGUUCAACAAGCAGAAAAGUGCAGCCCACAUAACUGUUAAAUAGAAACAGCAAUUGGUUGAAUGAGACUUCUACUGGGGCUUCCCAGGGAGGGA